Molecule: messenger RNA, 849 nt
Organism: Zingiber officinale
Lineage: Eukaryota; Viridiplantae; Streptophyta; Magnoliopsida; Zingiberales; Zingiberaceae
Product: putative cyclin-D7-1
Exons: 6
Coding region: 1-849 (282 amino acids)
Biological process (GO): regulation of cyclin-dependent protein serine/threonine kinase activity; mitotic cell cycle phase transition
Cellular component (GO): cytoplasm; nucleus; cyclin-dependent protein kinase holoenzyme complex
Molecular function (GO): cyclin-dependent protein serine/threonine kinase regulator activity
Source: RefSeq, a predicted model, not a curated record
AUGGAAAACAGCAGCAUUUGCCUUCUCUGCGACGAGGAACCAUUCCUUGGUAGCCCCAUUCCCUCCCCAAGACACUUCGGUCCUCAAAUCUCUUCUUCUUCUGCAUUAUCUCGGUCGUCUCAACCAGUAGCAGACGACGGCGUCGAACUGGAAAACUUCUUGUUCGAUCUUCUGCAAAGAGAGCACAUUUAUUUGCCAAGUCGUGGUUACCACGAGCGACUGCAUCAAACUUCCCAUCUACCUCUGGCAAGGGCCAGAGCAAUCCAGUAUAUCAUUUCGGUAUGUAGCCGACUAAAUUUAGGAACCGGGACGACAUUCAAUGCCGUGAAUUAUCUGGAUCGAUUCAUCUCCAUCAAUUCUACUGUGAAAUGGGAGGACUGGAUGAUGGAGCUGCUAUCCAUCGCUUGUCUGUCCAUCGCAUCGAAGAUGGACGAAGUUUCUGUCCCUUCGUUGCUUGAUCUCCAGAUGGAGGAUCUGGACCAUUCGUUCGAGUCGAUCACGAUCCAACAGAUGGAACUGACGGUGCUGAGGAAACUGGACUGGCGACUCUCGUCGAUCACGCCCUACUCGUACGUGGAGGCGUUGACGUGGGGGUCGGAUCGCGUGCGCACUCGCGUCGUGGAGCUCCUCGUCGGCGCUUUAUCGGACAGCAGAUUUCUACAAUUUAAUGCGUCCAACGUGGCAGCAUCUGCUCUGAAAGCUGUUGGAGAAGGUGAAGGUGGCUCGCCUUUUGCCCCUUUCGUUCGAGCCCACGGCACGAUCGGCAUCGGCUUCGAUAUUGCUCCGAUGUGGGUCCCUUUUGGAAUAAACCAAAGAGGGAAGAAGAGGAAAAGAGACGGCGAAGCAUAA